UUUUCAAUCGUCUUUGUAUUUCACUAUGGCACGAAUCGCCAUAGCUCUCUUCCUCUUCAUUCUCCUCCUUUCGGCUGCCGUAGAGGCAGCUCCUAAGCCAAAGAAAGAAAAGCCCAAGAAAGUUAAAUGCAAAGACAAGAAGUAUCCAAAAUGUUACAAAUCUGACCUCUAUUGUCCAGACAAUUGCCCUCGAACUUGUGUCGUUGAUUGUUCAACUUGUCAACCCGUGUGUAUUCCGCCUCCGCCUCCACCGCCAUCCCCUCCUCCACCGCCACCGAAACCCCGCAAGCGCAAGUCUCCACCACCCCCAUAUAUUUACUCUUCACCUCCACCCCCGCCUCCCUACAUUUACUCUUCUCCCCCGCCUCCUCCAUUCAUAUACUCUUCGCCACCUCCUCCUCCACCAGCUACGGCUGAGCCUACACCACCGUUCCCUCCGGCUCUAACUCCCCCACCGCCGUCUCUUUCUCCACCACCGUCGUCUGAAGCGUCGGGGCAGAAGAGAGUUAGGUGCAAGAGUAGGAGCUUCCCACAUUGCUAUGGGAUGGAGCUAAGUUGUCCAAGUGAUUGCCCUAGCCAAUGUGAAGUUGACUGUGUUACUUGCAGCCCCGUUUGCAAUUGCGACCGUCCGGGAGCAGUGUGCCAAGACCCAAAAUUCAUUGGAGGGGAUGGAAUCACCUUCUACUUCCAUGGCAAAAAAGACCGAGACUUCUGCAUCGUCACUGACUCGAACCUCCACAUCAACGCCCGCUUCAUCGGCCGACGAAACCCCGACAUGAACCGGGACUUCACUUGGGUCCAAUCCCUCGGCAUCCUCUUCGACUCCCACAAGCUCUUCAUCGGCGCCCGCAAAACCGCAAUAUGGGACGACGCGGUCGACCGCCUGUCCCUCUCCCUCAACGAUGAAACCAUCCUCCUCCCCAACAAGGAUGCCUCAACAUGGAACUCAACAGGGAUCGCCAUAACCAGGACUCGGAACACGAACGCUGUCGAGAUCGAAGUCCCCGGGAAUUUCAAGAUCAAGGCGGUCGUGGUCCCGAUAACCGAAAAGGAAUCGAGGAUCCACAAGUAUGGGAUCACACAAGAGGAUUGCUUUGCCCAUUUGGAUUUGAGCUUCAAGUUCUAUGCUUUGAGUGGGGAUGUGAAUGGGGUUUUGGGGCAGACUUAUGCUACAAACUAUGUGAGUAGGGCAAAGAUGGGAGUGGCAAUGCCUGUUUUGGGUGGCGAUAAGGAAUUUGCUUCCUCAAGCCUUUUUGCUACCGAUUGUGCUGUGGCACAAUUUAGUGGAGAAGAAACUUCUUUGGAGGCUGUGGCCUAUGCCAAUAUGAAUUGUGGGAGCGAUUAUUUGGGAGCUCAAGGAGUUGUUUGCAAACGAUAACUUGUUUCAUCUCCAAUUGGUGGAUCCUUGGUUUGAGGAUAAAUAAAUUGUGUUUGUGAUAUUUUAUAUUUAUUCAUGAAAAUAUAUAUGUAUUUGGAAUAAAAUUGGGAAACUUGAAAUGGGGAAGGUUUCUUGAUUCUUUUUAUGAAAAAGAAGAAGUGAAAAGGGUUUGUUUCUAAUAUGGUUUUCCAUCCCGGUUCUUGUGGUUACUUGUAAGAGAAAUUGAUACUAAAGUUAAUUGUA
Momordica charantia (bitter melon) is the source of this 1621-nucleotide messenger RNA. RefSeq lists its product as uncharacterized. Gene Ontology annotation, molecular function: histamine receptor activity. Gene Ontology annotation, biological process: G protein-coupled receptor signaling pathway. Lineage: Eukaryota; Viridiplantae; Streptophyta; Magnoliopsida; Cucurbitales; Cucurbitaceae. The record is from RefSeq and is a predicted model, not a curated record. Gene Ontology annotation, cellular component: membrane.